Monoraphidium neglectum is the source of this 612-nucleotide messenger RNA. RefSeq lists its product as hypothetical. The record is from RefSeq and is a predicted model, not a curated record. Gene Ontology annotation, cellular component: plasma membrane. NCBI's taxonomy places the organism in Eukaryota, Viridiplantae, Chlorophyta, Chlorophyceae, Sphaeropleales, Selenastraceae. The coding region runs from base 1 to 612 and encodes 203 amino acids. The transcript is spliced from 4 exons.
AUGCGGGGCGUCAACGCGGCCUUCGUAAUCACCGGCAUCCUCUACUUUUCCGUCGCGAUCAGCGGCUUUGCGGCGCUCGGCCACGACACGGGGUCCAACAUCAUCCUGUCGCUUAGUAACGGCCCCAUGUGGGUGCGCAACAUGGCGAGGAUCUUCGUCGUCAUUCAUGUGCUGGCGGCCUAUCAGCGUAUUGGUGUUUUUGUUGUCAUCCUCGUGCUGGCCGCCUACCAGGUGUACUCCCACCCCGUGUUUGACUGGAUCGAGACAUUCUUUGGCACCAAGAGGGGCUGCACCGCAUUCUCCUACGGCAGCUGGGCGUCCCGCCUGGUCCUGCGGACGAUCUACGUCGGCCUCGUCACCCUGGUGGCCAUCCUCAUCCCCUUCUUCACUGAUCUGAUGGCGCUCAUCGGCGCCGUGGCCAUAACCCCCACCACCUUCCUGCUGCCCCCGCUGCUCUGGCUCUACGUGCGGAAGCCGCGCCGCUUCGGCUUCGAGUGGAGCAUCAACGUGCUGCUCGUCAUUGUGACCGGCAUCUGCGGCGUCCUGGGCGCGGUCAGCGGCAUGUGGCUGAUCGUCACCCAUGCCAGCCAAUUCCGCCUGCUGCACAACUGA